This is a messenger RNA of Quercus robur (English oak), 1191 nucleotides long. RefSeq lists its product as uncharacterized. The coding region runs from base 1 to 1191 and encodes 396 amino acids. Lineage: Eukaryota; Viridiplantae; Streptophyta; Magnoliopsida; Fagales; Fagaceae. The transcript has a single exon. The record is from RefSeq and is a predicted model, not a curated record.
AUGAAUACUGAAAAUGAAAGUGAGAAAUCAUCAGCUGAGACAGCUGCUGCUCCUCUAUGGAAAUAUGUUACUAGGUUAGAAAAAGUAAGUGUUAGUGGUGGGAAUGUUUCUUUCAAAUGUAAUUAUUGUGAAAAAACUUUCAAGGGGUCUUAUUCAAGGGUGAAGGCACACUUGUUAAAACUGCUUAAGUUUGGAAUACAAGCAUGUGCCAAGGUUGGAGAUGAGUAUCAUGAUAAAAUGCAGAAAUUAGAAGAUGCGUUUGAGGAAUCUUCACGUAGAUUGAAGAAGCCUAAGCUAGUGUCUUUACCAACUGAUUCUCCUACUAGUCCUAAUUUGGACAGUAGGGAGAGUAGUACAGCUACAAGUCAUCCCAUUUUUCCAAAAAAAAAAGGGGUUGGGAAUUCUCCUUUGGAGAGGGCUUUUAACAAUCAAUGUCGAGAGCAAUUAGAUUCUCUUAUUGCUAGGACAUUUUAUUCUGCUAGUUUACCCUUUCACUUUGCUAAGAACCUGUAUUGGAUUGAGAUGAUCAAGUUUGCAGCUAAUAAUAAUUUAAUGGGCUAUAUUCCUCUGGGUUACAAUAAAUUAAGAACAACUCUAUUGCAAAAAGAGAGGGCACAUAUUGAGAAGUUGUUGAGGUCAAUUAAAGACACUUGGAAAGAAAAGGGUUUAAGCAUUGUAAGUGAUGGGUGGAUAGAUGUACAAAAAAGACCACUUAUCAAUUUUAUGGCUACAUCACAGAAAGGGCCACUUUUUAUCAAAUCCAUUGAUGAGACCAAAGAGUACAAAGACAAGCACUUCAUUGCUGACUUGUUUCUAAAGGUCAUUGGUGAGGUUGAGCAUCAACAUGUUGUCCAAAUUAUUACUGAUAAUGCGUCUGUUAUGAAGGUUGCAGGAUCUAUUGUUAAAGCUGAAUAUCCUCAUAUAUUUUGGUCACCUUGUGUUGUGCAUACCCUCAAUUUGGCUUUAAAGAAUAUAUAUGCACCUAAGUACUCUUUGCAAAAUGAGGUUGCAUAUAAUGAAUGUAAUUGGAUUGCACAAGUUUCAGAUGAGGCAACUUUCAUUCAUAUUUUCAUCACAAAUCAUUCUAUGAGAUUAGCAAUUUUUAAUUCAUAUUCCCCUUUGAAGUUACUUGUUGUUGCUGAAACACAAUUUGCUUCAAAAUCAUCAUGCUUAAAAGAUUGUUUCAAGUAA